AUGCAUUUAAACGCUGCCUCUCUUUUAGUCUCUGGAAAGAAAGAGUUUGAUGUGAAGCAGAUCCUGAAGCUCUGCUGGAGAAGGUUCUGCCACCCCUCGCAGGGCUCCACAGGCUCCGGGGUCUGCCAUCAGCAGGAAGGAUAUGAACACAGAGGUACUCUGGUGCAGAAUAGGUUGAAGAGCCACUCUCGGGACAGAAUUGGGCUGAAGAAGAACAGCAGCCCUGUCCACCACAACAUCCUGGCCCCCGUGCCAGGGCCAAUGCCAGUGCAACACCGAUCCAUCCACACCUGGCACCAGCAGAACCUCAUCGAGCAGCUGCGGUCUAGUGAGGAUAUCCCCAAAGCCAGCACAGAGGGAAACUCUGCUAAAGAAGAUUCAAGUAAAACCACACAGGAGCUGCAAAUGAUCACAGAACAAAACGCAGAUGAAUCUGCAGAGAGGCUGUCCACCACCAGCAGCUCCCUUGGGAUGAGCACCAAUGGCUCUGACGAGUAUUUCCAGUCCAUGAACCACGUGGAGCAAACGUUCCACAAAAUGGAGAAUUACCUGCAGCUGAAGCAGCUCUGUGAUGUGCUCCUUAUCGCUGGCCACCAAAAGAUUCCAGCCCACAGGCUGGUUCUCAGCGCAGUUUCUGAUUACUUUGCUGUGAUGUUCACCAACGAUGUGCGGAAAGCAAAGCAGGAGGAGAUCAAGAUGGAGGAAGUGGAUCCUGAGGCGCUGAAGGCUCUGGUGUGCUACACCUACACAGGUAUCCUUGAGUUAAAGAAAGACACUAUAGAGAGUUUGGUGGCUGCCGCACGACUUCUGCAGCUCUCCCAGGUCAUUGAGGUGUGCUGCAACUUCCUCAUGAAGCAGCUCCACCCUUCCAACUGCCUGGGGAUCCGCUCGUUUGGGGACACCCAGGGCUGCAAUGAGCUCCUGAAGGUGCCCCACACACUCACCAUGGAACACUUCAUAGAAGUAAUAAAAAACCAGGAAUUUCUUUUGCUCCCAGCUAAUGAAAUUGCCAAGCUCUUGUCUAGCAAUGACAUCAAUGUGCCGGAUGAAGAGACAAUUUUGCAGGCCCUGAUGAUGUGGGUGAGGCACGACCUGCAAAACUGACAGCAGGACCUGGGGAUCCUCCUCUCCUACAUCAGACUGCCCCUACUGCCACCUCAGCUACUGGCUGAUCUAGAAAGCAGCCCAAUGUUUGCAGAUGACCUUGAGUGUCAGAAACUUCUCAUGGAGGCCAUGAAGUACCACCUGCUGCCGAGACGCUCCAUGAUGCAGAGCCCUCGAACCAAGCCCAGAAAAUCCAUGGUGGGUGCCCUUUAUGCUGUGGGCGGCAUGGAUGCCACUAAAGGCACCACCACAAUUGAGAAAUAUGACCUCAGGACCAACAGCUGGAUCCAAAUUGGGACCAUGAAUGGCCGGCGGCUGCAGUUUGGGGUUGCAGUGAUUGACAACAAGCUCUACGUUGUGGGGGGCAGGGAUGGGCUCAAAACCUCCAACACUGUCGAGUCCUUCAACCCUCUCACCAAGUCUUGGACUGUGAUGCCCCCAAUGUCAACACACAGGCACGGCCUGGGAGUAGCAAUGCUUGAAGGACCAAUGUAUGCAGUUGGUGGCCAUGAUGGGUGGAGUUACCUCAACACAGUGGAGCGCUGGGACCCGCAGGCAUGGCAGUGGAAUUAUGUGGCCAGCAUGUCCACCCCAAGGAGCACUGUUGGGGUUGCAGCACUCAACAGCAAGCUAUAUGCAGUUGGUGGGCAAGAUGGGAGCUCCUGCCUGAAAUCCAUGGAGUGUUUUGAUCCUCAUACAAACAAGUGGAGUUUAUGUGCCUCCAUGUCCAAGAGGAGAGGUGGUGUCGGUGUGGCCACCUACAGUGGGUUUUUGUACGCCGUGGGAGGUCAUGAUGCUCCUGCUUCUAACCACUGCUCCCACCUGCCUGACUGUGUGGAGAGGUAUGACCCCAAAACAGAUGCUUGGACCACAGUGGCCCCUCUGAGUGUGCCUCGGGACGCGUUUGGGAUCUGUCCCCUGGGGGACAGGCUGUAUGCAGUGCGGGGCUAUGAUGGCCACUUCUACCUGGACACCGUGGAGUCCUAUGAUGCUCAGAACAACCAGUGGACAGAGGAAAUUCCUGUCAACAUUGGCAGGGCUGGAGCAUGUGUUGUCAUUGUGAAGUUGCCCUGAGGACUGUAAAUUAUUGUGAAACUGAACUGAGUGGAGUCCCAGAAGACAAGAAACAUUUCCAGGAGCAGUACAGACUGCACACACCUCAGCAGUCCUCCCUUACAAACAAUAUUUAUCCCUGAGCUGUCACACUAUUACAGCACAGAAGUGUCUUCCUGCAUCACAAAAAUCAGAA
Messenger RNA from Prinia subflava (tawny-flanked prinia), 2353 nucleotides. Its product is annotated as kelch-like protein 4. Gene Ontology annotation, molecular function: protein binding. The record is from RefSeq and is a predicted model, not a curated record. NCBI's taxonomy places the organism in Eukaryota, Metazoa, Chordata, Aves, Passeriformes, Cisticolidae.